AUGGCAACCCUCUCUUCCAAUCGGUUCAUUGAUCUUAUCAAACCUGGAAUCACCACCAAUGCCCUAGCACACAUAGGAGGAUCAGAUCAUCGAAGGAACCUAUAUGUUGUACAGUUCCAAAAUUGUCUUCCAGGGUUACAAUCCGUCCAUGAAAUGAUCUUCAUUGCUUCAUUCCCACAUCUGCAAGUCACCAUCUUUGAAUCAGAAGCGAUUGGAUGUCGUGAAGGGUGCAACAAUCGAGCAAUAGUGGAAGGGAGAAGAGAGAUGACGACUGAUAAAGGUAAAGGGUUUGCCCAAAAAUCGGACAUGCAAUUUCUUUUUAAGAGAGAAGGUUACAACUAA
Messenger RNA from Lactuca saligna, 342 nucleotides. NCBI's taxonomy places the organism in Eukaryota, Viridiplantae, Streptophyta, Magnoliopsida, Asterales, Asteraceae. The record is from the annotation of a GenBank genome assembly.